AUGGCUCCUGCCCUACUUACAUCGCCGGUAACCAGCGGUCAAGUGCUGGUCAACAAAUCGCUGCCAGCACUUUCCAUCACAGUGGAACCGGUCUCUUCCGACACUUCGUCAACGGAUAACUCGGUUGAAAGUUCGCCAACUUCGAAAACUAUGUCGAAGCCGCCUGGCAGCGCGAUCAAUGAGAACGACGCUGUCAGUCUCAUGUCAACGAAGAUUUUGGAGAUCGUCUUUGAUUAUGCUCUGAACAAAUUCGACGACUCUCGAGAGCGACUUGAGGUCGGAAGACCCAGGUUCAUUGAAGUGCUCAACGAGUUUGUGAAAAAUGGGUCCCGGAUUGAUAUGGCUCUUCCAGCAUUCCCCUUCAAAUCAGCGAACAAAGUCUAUAAGGCGUUGGGCUUUCUGCCCGACAAGGCGGAGGAGCUCUCUUUGUCACGACUACACAACAUGUGCAGACGUAUUGAGGAGAUCUAUACGCCGGGGGCCAACGUUGUCAUCAUCUCCGAUGGACUUGUCUACAACGACUUAUUGAGCAUCUCCGAUAGACAUACCUGGAUUUAUGGACAGGCUCUGCGAGCAAUGGCUGUUGAAAAAGGCUUCACCAACAUUAGAUUCUCCCGACUGCGAGACUUUGUUCCUGCCGAUUCGACUUUGAAGUUGCCAGACAAGAUGGACGAAAUUUCUUACGUCGCCAACGCUACAAACUUUCGACGAUUCAUUCUCAACAAGUUCGGCAAGGACGGCUUAGACGUUGAUCAACUCAUUGCUACCGACACAGACACCCGUCUAACGUACCAGGGAUAUCGGCGAUUCUUGAUGUCAGAUCUGAGGUACAUCUUCACGCUUGGAGCCGACCGGAACAGUACUGCAUACAAACGGGAGACGAAGUAUCUGGCCAAACAGAUGAUUGUUCGAGGAGUUGCUUUUGCUGGAGCAAUCAAGCACAACUUCCCGAACUAUUUGCGACUGUCUAUCCAUCAGUCUACUGGAGAGCACAAGGUUUCGAUGAGCUUGCUGAACACUAAGACAGGAUACACAACUCCUUGGCAUUGCAGUGUCGCUCUGCAGACUGAUGGAGAAUGGACAAGUGCACCAAAGGGCGACUUCGAGGAGAUGCCCAGGAUGAAGGUCGUUGAGGAGAAUGGUCGUCCAAGCUACUUCCGAGAAAUGACUGAAGAAGAGUUCCUCGAAGACCAAAGAAGGGCAGAGGAGGCGGCAAAGCUGGCUGCGAAGCCAGUAGUGGAUGAGAUUCAGGAGCCAGAGAGGAAUGAGGACUUCGUCCAGUGGGAAGGCUUGACUUACGAAGCCAAAAAUGGGGGCAAGACGAAGCGACUGCUAGAUCAAGUGGACGGGUGGCUGCGGGGCGGAACGUUGACGGCCUUGAUGGGUGUCAGCGGGGCUGGAAAGAGCGUCCUGCUCGAUGUAUUGGCCAACAGGUCGAACUCAGGAAUCGUACAUGGCGACAUCUUAGUGAAUGGUCAGACUUCGAACUCCAAGAGUGUAUCAGCAACAGUCUACCAGCAAGACCUGCAGCUUUCUGCCGCGACGGUCAAGGAGGCAUUGAUCUUCAGUGCUCUCCUGAGGCAGCCAAAGACGACCCCUGUCGUCGAGAAAAUUGCCUAUGCCGAAGGUGUGCUGAACCUUAUCGGUCUGGAUGCUCUUGCCGAUACAGUUAUCGGAGUGUCUGCGUUGAACAGCGAACAGAGGAAGCGGUUGUCGAUCGGUAUUGAGCUUGCUGCCAAACCAACCAACUUGCUCUUGCUCGACCAGCCACUUGCAGGGUUGGACAGUCAAGCUGCCCUCUCCAUCUGUCAGCUUCUGCGAAAGGUGGCACAAAAAGGCCUAGCCAUCCUCUGUGUCGUCAAUCAGCCUUCUGCACGUCUUCUCCAAACCUUUGAUCGCCUGCUUCUACUAGGUGAAGGAGGGAAGCAGCUAUACUUUGGCAAGAUUGGUCAAUCCUGCAAGACCAUGAUCAGCUACUUUGAGAAGAAUGGCGCCAGGCCAUGCAAAGCCAACGAGAACCCUGCAGAGUGGACGCUUGAUGUCACUUCCUCAACUGAACACUCCGACGAGACACAAGACUGGUCGGAGGUCUGGAACAAGUCUCAGGAGUGCAAGGCGACGAAGAGCAAGCUGGCUCAGCUGAAGAAGAAGUUCUCAGCAACAGCGGAGCAGGUCGACGGCCCUGUCACUUCAGAUGCGGCCGAUCCGUCAGCUCCUGGGUUUGAUGCACUGGCCUUACAGCGGGCCUUCUACAAGUACAUCCAAUUGGAGAAGAUGCAACUGCCCUCGGUGUAUCCCACAGACGCGUCAGCAUCUUCGUUUACAAACGGGGCUACAGUACCUCCGCCAGCCUAUCUUUCCUGA
Molecule: messenger RNA, 2364 nt
Organism: Paraphaeosphaeria sporulosa
Lineage: Eukaryota; Fungi; Ascomycota; Dothideomycetes; Pleosporales; Didymosphaeriaceae
Exons: 6
Coding region: 1-2364 (787 amino acids)
Molecular function (GO): ATP hydrolysis activity; ATP binding
Source: RefSeq, a predicted model, not a curated record